AUGGUCAGAUCCAUUAACUUAGUUACCGGUAAAUUUCAAAUAAAAAGUCUCAAUCGCAUUCCUCUCAACCCUAAAAGUUAUGGCAUUUUUCAAAAGAUAGACGCAAUCUACAAGAAAAACUUGUCUAUCCAUCCUCCACAUGUUAUUGACAGCAUCAAGAAAAGCGUGAAUCCGAUCUGUCAGAAGAAGAAACUACAAGCUUUGAAGGAAGUGGUGAGCAAUUUUCAUUGACUUGCAAGAAAAGCACCAUGAAAUCAAGGAGGUUCAAAGAAAUAGUACUAGUAGUGGAAUUUUUCAACCCACUGUCCUUCUCUAAUCUAAUCCUCCAGUUUUGAGGCUGUGCUUAGCUUAGUGUAGGUCCCUGCCAUGCAUGGAAAAAACAAAACUGGGAAAUUAAGGUGAGAAUGCAAAUCCCCAUGCCACAUGAUAAUUGUAGUUAAAUUAAUUCCAAACGCACCUGUUCUGAAAUAUUCAUGAAAUGUAUUAUAUUCGGAUUACAUAACUUGUAUAAGAACACAAGGUGUUAAGGUCUUACAUCUGGCUUAAAGGUAAAAAAAAUUGCCUUUAUUUUGCAUCAUAUGAAAGAUCAAGCAUAACACUAAUGAACUCCAAAAGGUGAGAUUCUUCCUUGCGCUACUUUUGAAGAAAUUGAAGGGUAAAUUUUGUUUUCAAGGGCGCCAUUUUGCAACCCCAUAUUGGAGUUGCAGGCUCAUAAUCACGCAUCGGUAACUGUCCGCAUGCGCGUUGAAUUUCUGUUUGAGUGCUUCAUCAUGAUAUCUUGCGCGCUGAUCUAGCAGACUUUACAGUAUAUUGGAACCCAUAAGGUAAGCCAUGUUCAUCUUUUUGUAAGUUCUCUCAUUAAGCUUCUUAUGAUCCAAACAUUCGUGUUUUCCAAAAUAGAUCAUGGAAAGUAAUGCAGAAGCCAUCGAACUCUAUCAAACCUUUUGUGUAAACGCGGUCGUCUCUUGACUUCAGUUUAUCCAAAUAGUUUAGGAACUCGUUCUUCUUUUGUCUUCUUCUUUUGUUAAUUAAUUCAAUACGCUUUCUUUUCUUUUUCAGCCUUGAGUUACCUGUAAACCUGAGAGACCUGCUGGUUAACACGAGAUCUUUAUCAGGGAAGACCCAUGGGCCCAACAAAGAACUCUGAUUGUUUAUUUACAGGGAAAUGUUUACGUUUUUGGCGGUAAAAAAUCUCGAAACAAUGCCUUUAAAAUGGGGUCUGGUUUUCUUUGGAAUCCAUGAUUUCAUUUAUAACUUUUUGCGGUCGGAUUUAAAUCAACAGCAAGAUAACGCAUUCGGUUGGGAACAUAGAAGAGUAUACUGAAGGUGUGAAAUUUGCAACUGCAUUCCACGUGCACUCCAUUUGAUCAACACUCCGUGCAGCUGCAAAUCGCAAGAGAAUGCCAAGUUUGUGGCUUUUCGAUCCAAUAUUCUGCUUCCAUGUUUUUCUCUCUUUUGACAUUUUGAUCGCACAAAUGUUUUACACUGAGAAUCUCCAAUAAGUAGGCUUAUCUAUUGUUCAUCUCCGUCGACCUUAGUCAGUUUUGAAAUGGGCUUAUCCUUUUGCUAUAAACCGUUCUUUUUUCUACUAUGGAGCAGACUAGUGUAAUCAAGUCCUUGCGCUACUUAGUAGCCCACCACUGUCCUCACUCUAAGAAGUAGGGUCUAUAUCUUCAUGAGUUUAUGUUAAGACUGAAGCUGAUCACUGCAGUAAUGAAAAUCUUUAGAUUAGUAACCAAUCCUAAACACUUCUACACAAAUACCUAACACCUAGCACAUUGAAAUGUAUAUUUCUCUUCCUUUUUUAGCAUCAAAAUGGCAGAGGGUGGGUCAUCCCUCAUACAUCACCCCAAAAUAGUUGACACUAUUCGUCAACUAUAUCCUGGGGAUACAAAAAAUUAUACACCCAAGAGUAACAAGGUAACAAAAAUAAUUCAGCUUAUGCCAAGAAACUUAAGUAAAAUGUUACGACUGUUUCUGUCAUAGAGAAAGAGCAUUUACGAAGUAACACUGGAGGAACUCAUAAAAGUUUACAAGGAGGCUAAUCUGAGGGAUGGCUUACAGGUAAGCACUUUUUCUAUAGGUGGAAUGUUAAGCAAACCACUUUUGGCUUACUAAACCUAUAUAGUAUAUAAACCUUGCAAUGGUUUCAACGAACUGGUAAUUCCACUGAUGAAGGGCCAGGCCCGAAACAUUUGGAAAGGAUAAUUUCAACCUAAACACGGCACUUUUGUUCACGAUUUCUUUAUUUUUAAUGAACAUUUUGUUACUUCUAAACCUAUCGCAUUCGCGGAAAACGGCUCAGUAUUCUGUGAGAUAAGGCUUAAUGCGUUAUUGACCCAAAUCCGUUUGGGGCCAUGGAUCUGGUAGUUCAUCCAGAAGAAAAGAUGAGCAAGGCAGGAAUGGCCAUUACUUGACUGCAUUUUUUACAGCAAGAGUAAUAUUACUAAUAUCUCUUUAAUAGAAGAGACAAUCAAAAUGGAAGAUGUAAAAUGUACAUUAGUCCUAUAUUUUAAUGACAUGACUACCCUAAAAAGAGUCCCAACCCUCCUUGAGCAGGACUGCAUCUUAUCUCCCUAUUUUUUGUCACCAUUUCCUUGCGUUCAUUUUCUCUCUUUUUUUUACCGCAAGAACAAGAGGCCCUAGCUCACCAGCAGCCAAGAAACAAAACAAAAAAAAGAAUUAAAAAAAAUUAGGGUAGCCACUUCCAUCUGAUUUCAAAUAAAUGAUUUUAAUAUCCAUUUUGGUUUUUUUUAAAUAAAAUAAGCUAACAUGCACAAUUUAUUGUGAAAGUAGUCUCAAAAACAACUCUCUUUGGAGAUUUCAUAAAAGUGGACAUAGGAGUCCAGGAAAAAAAGGAUUUUUUCGUGCUGUUUUCUACUAAGAAAAUGCGACACAUAAAUACAAUUUUCCACAGUUUAAUGAAGGUCUUGUUUGAUGAGUAAUAGUGGGGACUAGACAAUAUUGUAAGUUCAUAUCCUAUAUGUUAAUAAUUACUGACAACUGUGACUGACCAUACACACCCAACUGGGAACAAGACAUUAAAAUUACAUUAAAGUCACCCACAUGGAUUCUCCCACCCCUUGAUUAGUACAUGAAUUUCAGUGUAGAGUGAACUACUGGUACUCAAGAGAGGCACAAACUGUUCAAAUUAGCAUGGCUUUAAGUUUACUGCGGCCAUAAAAUUUUCUGAAAUCUAAACCAAACGCAAUCCUUAGUGACUUCACAUUAUCAAAGUUACACUUAUAAUAUCUAGAGAUGCAGUAAAGACAUGAAAAGCAUUGAUCCCAAUUUUUGAUUAUUUGAAUUUGCUGGAGGUCAUGGUCUAAAUUUUGUUUGCCGUUGUGUCUGGUGUUUGUUAAGGAAAUCAGUAUGGGUAGUAACAGGUGGACCAUUGACAUAUAAGGAUGGCAUGUUCUCAUCUGUCUUCUGAGAUUUUCGCCUUUCAUACAAACCCUUCAAUUCAAAAUCAGAUUUUGCUAACCGCAUUCCCCUGUCCUUAAUCAGUUUUAUUUUAGAGGGCCCUCAUCGCAGCCACCACCAGCACCUCCAUAAUCGUUCUCGUCAUCACUACUAACCUCCUUAAUAAUGUUAUGUAUGCAUACUUCUUUCUCUGCUACUUCUGACAAGUAUGCUGCGCGCGACUGUUCAGGUACUUGAAAUUCGUCAUUCGAUAACCUAAGGUUAGGCAGCUGGCUAGCAAAGUCAACAAGAAUUGAUCAAACACUUCUUGCGAAUAUCUUCCUUCCCAAACUGUGACUCUAACAAACUAAACUACAAAAGCUGACCACUUCCACACAACCUCUCGAAGAAUAUCCAGUAGGACAACAGAAUUCACAUCUAGACAAGGCAAACCUUUUUAUACCGCUACUGCUACCAGUUGAUGGCCUGUCAUUUCUAAACUGGGUAGGAGAGUGAUGUCUCAGUGCAUUGGUUUACAUGGUUUUCAUCUGGCUAUAAUGAUGGUUCUUCCAAACAUGUUUGUGCAAUAUCCAGCGGUCUUUUGUUAUUUACUUCACCUGGUAUCAUUUCCUUAUCUUUUUCAUCUUUGGAACACUCAGAUUCUGACCUACUGCUUGCCAAAUAGGCAUCUAGAGUACGACCAAUAGAUUGCAAGUACACCUUUCGCUAAGCGUUUGCAAAGUACAAAUGCUUGCUCUUGAUGGCACUUUUUUUUUGCUGUCACAGAUACCACCUUCACAACUCUUUUUUUUUGGCUAGACAUGAAAAUUCACUUUUCUGAACAGAUUUACAGAUUAGAGAUUUUACUGUUUUUACACUGUUUACACAUUGGUUACAUUGGAAUUUUAAUUUAUGUAAGUUCCUGUACUUGCUCACAAAUCGAGCUUUUGAGUGCAUAGCGCUACAGUGAGCGUGAAGCGCGAUCGUACGAGCACCGAGCGUGAAGCGCGAGCAAAAGCUCUACUUGUUUCCCUUGCAGAGAAUCACAUCAAGUGACAUCAUUUUGGCGCGAGCUUCUCAGGAUGCUGCAUGCGGCGCUGCCUGUCAAACUGUCUAAAUACUUUUCGCACCUCGCGAAAUCGAUCGAUGGUUUGGUAAUGGAAUGGAGGAGGAAAAUACACCAAAACUUUUAUUCAGGUUGCUGUGCCAGAAAACAUUUGAUUACAAUGUGGCAAACUGGUAAACAAUUCAGCGUUACGGAGAAAGUUAUUUUCAGGGAAACAGAAGACAAAAACUUGUCAAAGUCUGGAGCUUCUUCUAGGAGAUGUGUUUCCGCGAGACAACGAAUUGGGAACUAUUUGCCGAAACUGCUUGGAACACAACGAAACGGUUACAAAGAAAAUUUUUCAAGUUAGGGCUAACUUUUCUGGACCAAAAGGAAAUAUAGGAAACAAUUUGCAAAGCUCUGUCGUAGUAAAGCGCUCGACAAAAGUUGAAAGAGCUGAGGUACCCGAACAAGGUGCGAUUGGGCGAAGAGCUUCGACAAAGAAGAGCUUUAUUUGCAAGUGAGGCAGAUUUAGCUUUGUUGACGGUAGAUGAAGUGACCAAUGCUGACCCAGAGCCAAAACCUCUUCUCAAGACAAGAGAUGCCCGUACGCAGACGAAGCCUCAACUCGCAAAUACUGAAGAAAAGAGUUCAUCGGUGGACGUAAGUAAUUUUCUCGCCUUUGAAAUUUUUCACGACUGUGUAGUUCGGCCGGAUCUCGCAUUAGCUAAUCAAAAUGAUUCAAAAGACUUCGGGUAGACUUUCUCAAAGUCGUUCACACGGUUUUCUGGUCUGGUGUGGUAGGACCCUACACGCUCAAAAGCUCUACUUGUGAGCAAGUCUAUUAGCCGGGCGAUGGUCACGUUAGUUAUUAUUUUUGUUUUGUCAUUCAGCCAAAUUUACCUCCAAACUUCAAGACAUACACACAUUGUCUUACAUAAAAAUAUGAAAAUCUUCCUUUGAUAUAGCAGCACUAUACUCUGUGUUAGUAAGUAAAUCCUUUUUUAUAAAGAAUCAAGGCUGACGUUUUUUUAUGGAGUCCAUUUUUUUUUAUUCCGAGCUUAUUAUGUCAUUUAUGGAGAUGUAAGCAAGCUAAAGAGCAAAGCAACAUAAACAAACCUUUACCUCAUUAUAUUAAUUUACCUUUUACUGUAGACUUAUAAAAGAUCAACUAUUGAUCUGUUGCUUUAAAAGACUAACGAGUUUUAAUUAAUUAAACUUCUUAUAUUUUCACACUCAGAUUGUCAUCAAUUUCCCUAACCACCUUCCUCGGAAGGUACAUCUGAAGGAAGAUUUGUAUACCACUGGUAGGCAACUGGCCACUGGAACUUUCAAGUCUGUUGCUGCUACCCUAAUGAAGCACCAAGGCAUGAGGGAUGCACUGUAUGGAGAAGCAUGUGAUGGUGUCAACAAAGAAAUACAAGAUUUAUGCUGCAUAGGAGAACCUUCACUGCUAAGAGCCACAAGCGCUGAAGAUUUGGCUUGCAUAACAUGGGAGAAGAUUAAUAAUGAACUUAAGGACAGAGCCCCUAGAUUCCACCAGUUCUUGAAGAAAGUUGGAUUCCAAAGAUUGUCAUCUUUAUACCAUAGCAUGGGGUACAAAGCCACGAACACGAUGUUUGAGAAGUUUGGAAAAGACUUUGAUAAAGAUUUGAAAGUCUGGAAAGAAACAGUGGAGAAAGAUUCAAAAAAGGAGAGGAGCCUCAUUGAGAAAGAAAUGAAGAACACACUCAAGCCAAAGCUGAGUUGCAGAACCAUAGGCAUGCACCCUGGGUACUCCUUCACUGGGGACAAUGUGGAUAUAAGGUGCAAACCCCGACAAAUGACAAUGAAGAACCGAAACAAAGAUCACCACAUGUUUCAGUUGGUGGCAUUUCAAAACAGUGUCUCCGAAUCAUCUGCCAAAUGAUGCACCCAAGAGUGAUGUCAUGAAAGAGCCAUUUACAACAUUCCUACCAAGUGUGGAUGAGCAGGCUCAACUUGUUGAAGAAUUGGUCAUUCUUGUUGGGCAGAAGUGGGCAUUAAUUAUCCCAGCACUUGCAUGGUUUCAAUGACCAUCUCCCAGCAAGGAUACAUCAUGAACACAUGGAACAAAUGAAGACAAAGACUAGAAAGGUAUCUUUUAAUUCCUGUACAUGAUCAAUCAAAUAUUUGUUUCAGAAAAUGUAUUAAAUGUCCCCCUCAGGGCAUUUAUUAUGUCUUUUGUUUUAAACUACGGGAAGAAGGGCACAACACCAGCUUAAGUGUAGGCAUGUGUUGUGAAACUUGUCUGAUCAGAACCUUAUGGACAACUCUACUUGGCUCUGAAAAUUACAAGAUAAGAACUGAAUACUUGCAUCUUCUACAACAGGUUCAUCUUUAUGUAUUAGGCAAAAACGAGCACUCUGAAGAAGACAUAAUUGAUAUUCUUCAACGGCUUUAUCCCUAUGUACCUGGUCAUUCUGAUACUGAUGAUGCCAACAAGAAGCGAAUAAAAGUACUGAGUGGAGGUGACUACCUGACUUUCGAACGACAUAAAGAAGCUCAGUCAGCAAUGCAGGAUGCAAGAACACCCUCUACAAGGCUAGUAGGGUUAAUCCCAAAGACAGAAGAUUUCCACACUCAAGCUGAGUGGGUAAAAGUUAGUGGAGAUGUUAAGUAGCUAUUUAUUUCAAUGAAACAAAAUCAAGCAGAUUAUUAAUGCAACAUUAACUUUUGAAACCCCCCUUCUCUACCUAAAUAUCAGUUAUUGACUUUUAAUUGCAGCAACCUUUGGGGUGGGGCUCACAAGAAAGGAGAUUCCACCAUAAUUUGAGCCCACAAAGCCUGAAGUUCUCAUUCUAGCUGCCGAGGCUGUGAGUUGUCGCAGGGAUUGUAUCCAAAAAAUAGGCACCCAGAUCAUUUCCUUUGGCACCCCAGCUUACCAGGCUCUUGGUAAGGAAAAUGGUCAAAAGGUUCAUCAUAAUGUUCAUUUCCUGUGAUUAGCACAGAAUUGGAAUCACAAAAAUAAAAUAACAUGUUAAAAGGUCAUCUGUAGUUUAGAAUUAUAACCAGUGGCGAAUGAAAAAAAUGAGAGAAGGGGGAGAGGUUGAGGCAAAUCCUGUUGAAAUUAUUCAUUAAUUAAUGAAAAUAAUUGCUUAUUAAUAUUAGGUAAUCUGGGACAAUCUGUACAGCACAGCGUCAGCAAGAGACGCUGGUACACUCUAUGCAGCAAGGAAUGUGACAGUUGACCCUCUCAACAACUAUUAUGCAGCAGCUGAUUUUCUAGAUAAAGUCAAUGAUGCACAUUUGAUUGUUGGUGCUCUUGACCAUUUUGGCAUGGAAACAGUAGAAGACGAGCUAAAGAAGAAUUUGUACAGUGGCAUGCAAAUUGAUGUCAAUGCAAAGAGGGAGUAUGUCACCAAAACAAUCAGGCAAUUUGAGGAAAAGCAUAUGGUCAACCAGGUACCAGAACUGAGCCCUGAAGCCCCCACAAGCAAUGAUCUGCGAUGCAGGGAAUGUGGAAGACGAUAUUUGCGCCCGCAUGCCCUAAGAAACCAUGAGCGAGAAAAGCAUGGCAUUAUUCCACCUAGAAACAGUACCAGCAUCAGUCACGAAGGAGAAGACCACAUCCACAACUAUACACACCAACUAUUAGUACUGUUGCUUCUAAGAGCUAACCGCAAUGAUGCAAUUAAGCUAGGCGAUGGAGAGCGUGUGAUCAGAUUGUACAAAUAUUUUGUUGUUUUUCAAGAUUUCCAAAUGCCCAAAAUAUGCCUUUGCAAUGCUGCAUCUCCAAGCACAAGUAAAUUGUUUGCUGACUCCGAGGAUGAGUUAUUCUCUCAUUUGGAACAGGUUCGUGAACCAUCAAGGUGCAAUUGACACAAACCACGCAAUGGAUCUAGACAUUGAACAUGACAACAAGAGCUUCAAGAAUGAUUGUCAUUUCUAUAGGGGCGAGAUAACUGACAAGAGUAUUGAUAGAGAAAGCAGAAGCAUGGAGAAAUCAGAUGCAAUUCUCUAUAAUUUUGACAAGAUCACUUCAGUGAAGAAGCCAUCUGGACAACACACAAGAAUGUCUAUAGAAGAGGACAUAAUGCUUCUUGUUGAGCACAUCAAACCAGAUGUCUUUACAAAAACCCAGGGCGUCUCCACAAAGCAUUUCCUGAUAUGA
Messenger RNA from Porites lobata, 8579 nucleotides. The record is from the annotation of a GenBank genome assembly. Lineage: Eukaryota; Metazoa; Cnidaria; Anthozoa; Scleractinia; Poritidae.